Molecule: messenger RNA, 8692 nt
Organism: Apus apus (common swift)
Lineage: Eukaryota; Metazoa; Chordata; Aves; Apodiformes; Apodidae
Gene: DNAAF9
Product: dynein axonemal assembly factor 9
Exons: 37
Coding region: 1-3531 (1176 amino acids)
Source: RefSeq, a predicted model, not a curated record
AUGGCGCUGUGCGGCCGCUCCCCGCUCCUCCCGCCGGCCCCGCGCCCCUCGCCCCGCCGCCCCCGGGCCGCCCGGGCCUUCGUCAGCUGCAGCCGACUUCGAAACAUUCAGAGUAUCCUGACACAGAGCAGCAAAUCUCAGCCUGAUGGAAUCCUUUGCAUUUUAGGGAUAGAUAGCAGAUACAAUGAAGGUUGCAGGGAACUGGCAAACUACCUGCUUUUUGGCUUGUAUAACCAGAAUAACAAUGACUUUGAAAGAACUGGGUUUCCUGAAGAAGUUCUUGAUGAUAUAAUCAUAUUAAUAAAACCUGACAGUGUCCAUCUGUACUGUAACCCUGUGAAUUAUAAUCAUCUUUUGCCAUAUGUGGCACACUGGAGGAACUUGCAUUUUCACUGUCUGACUGAAAAUGAGUAUGAAGAUGAAGAAGCUGCAGAGGAAUUCAAGAUUUCCAGCUUUGUGGACAUGGUUCGAGACUGCAGCCGCAUUGGAAUUCCCUACAGCUGCCAAGGUCAUCUACAGAUAUUUGACAUGUUCAUUGUUGAGAAGUGGCCAAUAGUGCAGGCCUUUGCACUGGAAGGGAUCGGGGGCGAUGGCUUCUUUACAAUGAAAUAUGAAUUAAUGGAUGUCAGCGUUGACCUGUGGAAGACAUACAGCAAAGUGGACCCUGUUUCCUUGGAGGACUUGCUUUUUGAGGACUUAAUGAUUUUUGAACACCAGUGGACCAAUUUUUUUGCUAAUUUUGAUACUGAAAUUCCCUUCAUUCUGGAGCUCUCAGAAUCUCAGGCAGGGGAGCCUUUCAGAAGUUAUUUCAGUCAUGGGAUGAUCUCAAGCCAUAUCACAGAUAACAGCCCCAGCCGGCAGCCCUUUGUUCUCUUUGGUAGCCACUCAACUAAGGAAAACUUGAACUCUGGUAACUUUAAUUUUCCAUCAGAAGGACAUCUUGUUCGAAACACUGGCCUUGGUGGAAGCACUGCUAAGCAUAUGGUAGUGCAGUGUGUAUCUCCAAAGGGACCUCUGGCUUGUUCAAGGACCUAUUUUUUUGGAACCACUCACAUUCCUUUCCUGGGAAACGACAACGAGAUGCACAAGCAAGCUGAACAAGUUACGCUGUUGUCGCAAAUAUAUUCUGCUGUUGUAGAGGCUGUGCUUGCUGGCAUUGAGUGCUAUGCUAAAACUUCCACUGAAUCCAAGGCAAAGGAGGUAGCAGAGCAGAUGUUCAUGGCUGUGUUAGAUAACCUUCAUUUAACACAACUUAAAGCCGCAUUACGCUCCAAAAUGGCUUUUCAGAUUCAGGCUGUGAAUAACCAUGGAAGAAUUACUCCAUUAGAUAAUGAGGACAGCCUGUGUUUGAUUAAAACGGCAUCUAUGAUGGUAUUUGACAUUCCAGACUUGCUCACAGGAAGAGGAUGCUUGGGAUCUGUUGUCUUUUCAGAGUCCUUUCUAACAUCACAGAUACAAGUAAAAGAAAAAGAUGGCAGCAUUAAUUCAGAAACCAGCCACAUAAUCCUGACUGCAGCCAUCCCAAGAUACACUUCUUGGCUGGUUGAAGAUAGUGAUGUGAAACUGUCUGAAAAAGCACAGUGUAUAUUGAAGGAAGACAAAUCUUUUCUGGGCACGUUACUCACUGGAGGUGAUGGAGUGUAUAUUUAUUCUAGCAACCCACAGGCCACUCCUGCAGAAGGCAAAGUGAACUUUUUUUCAGAUGGCAUUCUCUUUUCUGAUCCCCACCAUGGCAGCAUUUCCAUUUCAAAGAACCAUAUGAGUUCCAUUUCUUUCUAUGAUGGGGAUUCAAACAGUAUUGUUGCUGCUCUCUUUAUAGACUUCAAAAGUUCCUUGCUUACUCAUCUACCCAUUGAAUUCCAUACCCAAGACAGCUUCCUGAUGAUUGCACUUUUCCCCAAAACAAAGAUUUAUAAAGCUUUUUAUUCACAGGUUUUCUCUUCGUGGAAGCACCAGACAAACUCAGGAAUAUCUUUAAGGAUUGUCCAGGAAGAAUUCCUGUCUGUGGAACAGAAGAGACUGCAUUCCAGUGCUCAGAAGCUAUUUAAUGCCUUGUCUUUUCCUUCUGGGGAAAGAUGCAGGGAGCUGAAAAUAUCUGCUGCCCUUCCAGAGUUAGAGAGGUUUGUGCAACAUUUCACUGUCAGCAGUGUCAGUCACGAGCCAGUAAUGAGGGCACAUCUUCCUGUUUUAUUGCAACACUCAGAAAUCAUUCCUGAGAGCAAAGCAGGAAGUGACAAGGUUGUUAUCACCAUCAUAACUGGUCUCCCAGGAUGUCGUUGCAGUGAUCUGUGCACUUUUCUGGUAUCUUUUAACAAGGAGCAUGGAAGCUGGGUGGUGUAUCGGCAGACUCUGGAUAGCCCAGAGUGCUUCAGUGCAGCCCAUUUCCAGCGUCACCUCUCCAGUGUCCUGGAGGCUCAGCAAAGCCCCAGCGUCCAUCAACCCCCUCAUGCUAAAAGGAACAAGCGCCUCUUAGUGGUCUUGCAAGGAUACACUGAUGUUAUUGAUGUUGUACAGGCUCUGCAAACUCAUCCUGACCCAGAUGUGAAGUCUUCCUUCAUCAUUGGAGCAGUUAAUACUUGUGUGGAGCCCCUGAGUUGCUAUAUGGAACACAGGCUUCUUUUUCCCAAGUUCCUGGACCAGUGUUCACAAGGACUAGUGAGUAACGUGAUUUUCACAAGUCAUGCUACAGAGCAGAAGCAUCCACUCCUUAUGCAACUCCAGAGCCUCAUCCGAGCAGCAAAUCCUGCUGUUUCCUUCAUCUUGGCAGAAAAUGGAGUGGUAACGAGGAAUGAGGAUAUUGAAUUAAUUCUCUCAGAAAGCAGUUUUUCAAAUCCUCAGAUGAUGAGAGCUCGAUAUUUAAUGUAUCCUGGCUGGUAUGAAGGCAAAUAUGGAGCUGGGUCUGUCUUCCCUCCAAUGGUUCAGAUCUGUGUGUGGUUCAAUCGGCCUCUGGAAAAAACAAGAUUUGUCACCAAGUGUAAAGCCAUAAAGUCAUUGCUCAAGCCAAGUCCUUUCUCUGGGAACAUUUAUCACAUCAUGGGCAAAGUUAAGUUUUCAGAUUCGGAUAAAGUGAUUGAAGUCUGUCACAACACAUCAUCUAAUUCCCUCAGCCUUGUGCCUGUUCAGGAGGGGCCAACCCCUCCUGAUUCCAGAAGUGAUUCCAGAGAUUGUGGCAGUCAACAGGAGUGCUUCCUUGUGUUCAUUGGCUGCUCUUUGAAAGAAGAGGAUAUAAAAGACUGGCUCAGAGAGACUGCAAAACAGAAACCUCAGAGGAAAGCCUUGAAAACCAGAGGAAUGCUAACCCUUCAGGAAAUAAAGAACAUUCAUGUGAAACGCCACUUGGAUCCACUUCCAGCUGGUUAUUUUUACAACGGGACUCAAUUUGUGAAUUUUUUUGGUGACAAGAUGGAUUACCAUCCAUUAAUGGACCAAUUCAUGAACGAUUACUUGGAAGAAGCCAACAGGGAAAUAGAGAAGUACAACAGAGAGCUAGAAGAGCAAGAGUAUCAUGAUCUCUUUGAGCAGAAGACAUAAGCACAUGUGUCCUGUGUAUUUCUGAACCACCUACUGUCAGGAACCAAAAAUGCUGUUGUCCUUGCUGGUUAACUAGAAAAUUAAGUGAAAUAUCAUUUUUCAGCACUCCUUUUAAAGCUAAGAGAUCAUUCCUGUAAGGUUGGCAUUUUACUGUGGUAACUGCUUAGCUGUUUGUACUGUCAGGUUUGCUUCCACUUCACCUUAAUUCCAGACUGUAAAAAGCAUCACCUGGAAUCUCUGGCUAGUAGUGGAAACUUAUUUAAAAGAAGAAACAAAACUAGAUUUCCUAGUUGGUCCAAAUGUAAUCAUGGGGUUGGUCUGUCGUGCAGAUAAUCAAACCACUUUGAUCUCUGGAUGUCCCUUGAAACUUGUCUCACAGGAGCAUUGAUGAGCAGUGGUGAACUUCAGCGUGUGGGAUUGGGGGGUGUUCCCAAAGCGAGAAAUGGGGGAACACUCAGGAAACUCCAAAGGGUUCCUAAUCCUAAAGCUGUUAAAUGUUCCCAAAGCGAGAAAUGGGGGAACAACUUAAACUUGGAAAAGUAACUCAUCCUAAAGCUGUUAGAGUGUUCCCAAAGUUAGAGAUGGGGGACCAACUUAAAAAGCUUGGAGAAAUACUUAAUCCUACAGCUGCUAGGAUGUCCCUAAUGUGAAAAAUGGGGGGAAAUUUAAAAAACUUGGAAAAGUAUCUAACCCUAGUGCUCUUAGGGUGUUCCCAAAGUGAGAAUUGGGGGAACAAUUUUAAGAACUCCAAAGAGAACCUAAUCCUAAAGCUGUUAAAUGUUCCCAAAGCGAGAAAUGGGGGGACAACUUAAACAACUUGGAGGAGUAACUCAUCCUAAAGCUGUCAGGGUGUUCCUAAAGUGAAAAAUGGGGGGUCAAUUAAAAGACUUGGAGGAGUAUCUAAUCCUACUGCUGUUACAGUGUUCCCAAAGUGAGAAAUGGGGGGAUACUUGAAAAACUUGGAGGAGUAACUCGUCCUAAAGCUGUUAUGGUGUUCCCAAAGCAAGAAAUGGGGGAAAAAUUAAAAACUUGGAGGAGUAACUCAUCUUAAAGCUGUUAGGGUGUUCCCAAAGCCAGAAAUGGGGGAACAACUUUAAAAGUUUGAGAAGUACCUAAUCCUGCAGCUGUUAGGGUGUUCCCAAAGCGAGAAGUGGGGGAACAGUUUAAAAAACUCCAAAGGGUACCUAAUCCUACAGCUGUUAGGGUGUUCCCAAAGUGAGAAGUGAGGGAACAUAAAGAACCCCCUCAGAAUAGUACUUAACCCUACUGCUGUUAAAUGUUCCUAAAGCGAGAAAUGGAGGAACAACAUUGAAGGCUCCAAAGAGGAGCUAAUCCUACAGCUGUUGGGGUGUUCCCAGAGCAAGAAAUGGGGGAACAAUUAAAAAGCUUGGAGGAGUACCUAGUCCUACUGCUGCUGCUUUUCCUAAAGUGAAAAAUGGGGGGAAAUAUAAAAAAAACUCCAAAGGGUACCUAGUCCUACAGCUGAGUGUUCCUAAAGCGAGAAAUGGGGGAACACUGAGGUAUCUAUCUGCUUGGUUUCUGAGGGGACAGCACAUCUCAUAACUUCUGCACAGUUUGAAUCUGCAGUUGAAAUUCUGACUUUUUUUGAAGCACAGGUGUUUAUACAGUUCAGGAUGAAAGUGAGAUUAGUGGAGAUAUCUUGCUUUCUUCUGUGUUUUUUAUUCAUAUUCUAGAAAAUCUAUGACAUGACUGGGAGUCAUCUGCGUCUUGCUUAGAAGAUUAUCUUGGAAGGAUUCUUAUUUCAGUACUAAAAACUAAGCAAAGCAAGAGAAGAAGGAGAUUCUUUAGCUAAAGAACUCCUUUUCAUGAAAAUGACUUGCUUCCAAAGGUAAAAAAUAGCAAAAGAGAGACAUGAAAUAUGGAAGAACUUGUUUGUGAAGCUUUCAGAAGAAGAAUUUGCACACCCGUGUUUCACUGAACUGAUACACCAGGUUUUAAGUACUUGCAACAAAACUUUUAUAGUUACUAAAUUCUAUGGUAGCAGAAAUUCUGGUAACUUGUGAGUUAAGUGAGACUUUAUAUCACUGACUGAAGGAUUAUAAGGCACCCUAGGUGCUACUUAAAGGUAAUUAUUGAAGCUGAUUUGAAUAAGCAGAUCAUUGUAGCAGACUGUGUGUUCAGAAUUUAGUCAAGUGAAAACAGUCCAGGAGGAAUUUGUUGUUUUCAUUUUUGCCUUAGGAAUGGCUCAGUCUUAGAAUACAACUUUUAUUUUUGGUCAGAUAUAUCUAAUGCAGUAAGAAGUUGAAUUAAUAGUUUCUUACAGUAAACUUAAAACAGCUGUCCAUGCAGUUCCUUUCUGUGGCAGGAAAAUGAGAUUUCACUCCUGCCAUCAAACCUAAAGCCAGAGACAGUUUGACACCUUCCUGAAGAAGUGUAUUUUUUACCUUUGGAACCUGCUGAAAUUUCAAGAAGCCUGUCAAAAACUGAAACACCUUUUUAGGUAGACAGACUUUCAGUGCACAUUACUACUAGCUGGCUCAGUGCCUGUGCUGUGGUGGAAUUCCAGGUGCUGCAGGUUGGGAUAGAGACGUUGAUAAGGUUUCGUUUCUAGCUUUCCUACUAGGUUUAAAAAAUGUCUGAAUUUAAGAUUUAUGAUUCUUUUUUUUUGCACACCACGAGACUUUAUAAACUACUUGUAUCCUGUUAAAGUAUCAUAAAAGCCAGCAGUUAGUGUUUUUAGGCUUUCUGGGGUAACCCCUGUUACAGGUAUAGAGCAUUGUGAUAAGGCUCGUGAGUUUAUCUAUGCAUGGCUAUACUUUAGUCUUAAUAUACUGUAGUGCCUGGUAGAGUAAACGUAGCUGGCAGUGGAUGUAGGGGGCUGGGGGGGAGCUACAAACUAAGUACAAUUGGUUGCACAAAGCUCUUAAUCAGUCCAGGAUAAUUAGAGUACAGAAUUCUGGUCGUAACGCUGCAAUAAAAAGGGGCAUUAGGAAAAUUCGUCACAAAUUCUAAUUCUUUGCCAAGAAACUUAGUGUAAACCCAGCGUGUGCUCCCUUUCAGUCCGAGUUGUCUAAUCUGCAAAGCCAUAUUUCUAGACUAGUGGUAUGACUAGGUGAUGUCAGAAGAAAUAACUCAUGGUUGGGACAAGUGGCAGGUUGCCCAAGCCUUGUCUCCACUCGUGAGUCGAUGACAGAAGUAGGUUUAAGUGCAAUUGAUUGAUCGAUAGAUGAAGAUACUGUAGCUUGUUUGGCUCUGCUGAGCUUCUUCUUUUAAGAACUCCAAUUUGUGCAGCUCUCAAACACAUGUUGAUGGGGCUAAUUCAUCUGGGCUUGGCAGAGCGAGUUGCGAUGACCAGAGAGAUGCCCUGUGAACAAAAAUAGGCAUUAAAAAAUGGGUGUUGCUGCUGUGCAAAUGGAGCUGUUCCUUAAAAACAGAGGCAGAAGAGCUCAGAACAAAGGCCUGGUAUAAUUAUAUACUGUACUGCAUGCUAUAUGGUAAUAGCUGUGUAUUAAAAAGACCUUUCACCAUACUGGUACUAUUUCAAUUAAUCUAUUUUGGUAUUGAAAGAAUUUGAUUACCUCAAGUUUUCUUUUUUUUUUCCUCUUCCCUUUGUAACUGUGACUUUUAAAACAGAGACAGAAAAAAAAAAUACCAAAAUAGUGAAACUGUGACAAUGAUAUCCUUUAAAACUAGUAGUGCCUUGCAGAUGACACCAUUUAUUCAUGAAGCAGAAAAUAAAUGGAUGUCAUGGGCUGUAUUGCUUACACCCUCUUUGGUGUGUUGUUUAUUUUUAAAGGACAAACAGUUUUGGUGAAAGGACUUAAAAUUAACCUAGUGAAGAAUAUUAGCACAAACGGUUAAACUGUUGAAAAGAAAACUCUUUGAGGACUAAAAUGUGUAAAUGCCUGAUGCUGCUGAUAGUUUAAUAGCAGUUGCUGGUUCUUUUGGAGUUAUUUCUAACAAACAGCAGCACUUUUUUUGUUUUUUUAGGAGAAAAGCAUAACUUUUGUACUCUGGUCAGAGAUGUUUAUAGUGUAUCAAACCCCACUUAUAGGGGAAACUGGUCUCCUCACUCUUUUGAAGUCAAGAUGAGGAUUGAGAUGCUUCUAAGGAUCUAGUUUUGAAAACAUUUUCUAGCUACUGUAAAACUACAAAAAAAGAAAAAAGAGCACCGUUUCGAAACCACAAAUGUUUGGAUACAGAACAAGUGCCAUUACACUGUUCUCAUUUACCUUUUCCUGUCUUUUGAAAAUUGGGAAGAGUCACGUUGUGUCCAGGCAUUUCUGAUGUUGUGAAGAAGUGCUGAGAGUCCUCAAGGGGUUUACGUGCUUUGCUGACCUUCAUGUUAGCAGCUUCUGGUGGUGUGGUUUGGUUUUGUUUGGUUUUUUUUUUUUUUCCUUAAAAAAAAAAAAAUUAAAUAAAAAUUCCCCUCACCAGGAAUGAGUGUGAUCAGAAGUUACUGAAGUUAUAGGGAGAAAAAUGUGAUUAACUUAGGAGAGGAACGUCGGCAACUUGAACCGCGCUGCAGUCUCGGAGUAUUUGAUACAAAGCUGUGCAAUUUGGUAUUAAUCCAAUCUUACUCUUGGCAAUUAACAACCCUGAUUGCAGGGCAGGUUGAAGUUGCUGACAAAAGUUCCUUAAUUUUGUUCUUUAUUAUUAUUAUUGUUAUUAUUAUUUUGUUUUAAAUUAUUCUAUUUUAAUCGAAACUUCUCUGAAUUUGCACAGACACAAGCUCUGGAAUACGUUGGUAUUCGGAAAAGGGAAAAGUUGUAACUAGUAUAGUGAAUUGUAAACUGUGAGUUGGUAGAACCACGUUGUUGAUCUAAUUUUAGAUUGUUUAAAAAUGUACCUCAGUGAGAAAUUGCUUCGUUUUUACACAAGGGUCAGAGAGACUAAUGUAACCCUUCUCACUUUACAAUGUGCCAAAAUUCACUUUUAUACUAGUUCUCGACGCUUUAAUAUUUGCAACUUUAAGUUUAAAACUUGUCUUUACAAACACUACUGUAACUUCAGUUAAACUGAAUGGUGUGAUUGAAGCUUUUUGCCUGUCGUAUUUAUUACACAACUUGAUUCAGUAAAUAUAAAAUUACCUUUCCAUUUAUUUUUGUAUUGUUUUACAUGUUUAUACCUGCAGUUUGUGUGACUUUUACACCUGUAACUCAGAUGUGAUGGAAAGAACCAAUAAACAGUAUCCAUCUGC